Molecule: messenger RNA, 1855 nt
Organism: Sinocyclocheilus anshuiensis
Lineage: Eukaryota; Metazoa; Chordata; Actinopteri; Cypriniformes; Cyprinidae
Product: CD302 antigen-like
Exons: 6
Coding region: 67-801 (244 amino acids)
Source: RefSeq, a predicted model, not a curated record
AGUGUGUGUGAGUGUGAGAGACGCGUUGAGCGCGCGCAGCCAUGAUCUCGGCACUGUUUUGAAAACAUGGACUCCAGUUCUCGUCAUUUAACACUGUUUUACAUCGUUUUUCUGACUCUUACGUGCCAUGUGGCGCUAGGAGAGGACACCGCCGACUGUCCUGCAGAUGGACGCACGUGGUUGCCAUUCAGCUUCAACUGCUAUCACUUCGUCCAUGGAGAGGAGGAUGUUGCCAAAAGCUACUCCAUUCAAGAUGCAAAAGACAUGUGCAGAGAAUAUGAUCUCUUGACAGUAAAAAGUGCGGAGGAGAAUGACUUCAUCGUUAAGUACAGUCCUUCUGUAUGGGAAGGUAAAAUGAGCGUCUGGCUUGGAAUGUACUACGACAGCGACGAAGAUGUCUUUAAGUGGCAUGAUGAUAACGGCGUGUUGCGCUACAGUAACUGGGAGGGCGGCGGCUCUGAUGACACUGAUCUGCCUCUCUUGGACACGUGUGUCGUUCUUCACUCCAACACAGGGAAGUGGGAAAACGUCAGCUGCACGGGUGAACCUGAGAACGGAGUAGUGUGUAAGACGGAGGCAGUCUGGAUAAGCCCACCUAAGGGCAGUCCUCUUCUGUCAGCUCUGGUCAUCAUCAGCGUGGUGCUGAUACUGGUCGUUUCUGCAGUGGUUUGGUUCUUUCAUCAGAGAAACACCCCAGGCUCAUCCAUCCUGAACCUGAUCGAGUACCAUCCGCCCUUCAGAUCCCCUUCCUCCGAUCAGGCCUGCUUGGUAGAAGCUGAAGAAAUCGAGGUGGUACCUUAGUGUUUUUCAUCCGUGCCCGGGAGAGAAUAAGCAGCAGGCGUUCAUGGGAGAUUGUGAACUCUUCCCUUUUCACUGGUUCCUCAGCGACGGUCCUCACAGAAGAAAACGAGGCAGUCGUGACUCAAAUGAUCUCUUUCUCUGGGGUGGAAUGGAGGACUGUGUGGGGAAAUAUGAUCUGUGUGAAUGCCAUGUGUGAUAUAAAUUGCUGGGGGUUUAUUACGCAGGACCAUUAAGCACACUGAUCUUUCCUUCUCCUUGAAGACUCGGCUGUUUAGUGACUCUAUUUGCUUUACUAAUAUUUUCUGAGCUGCAAUUUGUCGCUUCUGUGAAAAAAGUUUCAUCGAGUCCUUAAAGCGAAUCAUGUCCACAGGCUGGUCCAAGCCUGAAAAUGUAAUCAGAAGAAAAUCUACAUUUUAUUAUAAUAUUAUUUGUAUUAUUGUUAUUAAGGGAUAAUUGAUAAUUAAUUGAUUGCAGCUCUUUUUCAUAACAUACAUUUUCAUAGACACCACUAUCAAGCACCGAAAAGGCCAUAUAUGCUGCCAUAUAUUUUUGUGCACUAUGAGUUGAUUUGUGUGAGAUUUGCAUGAGAAACAGACUGAAGUUUCAGUCGUAAUUCAGUUGAAUUUUGUCCUCAUCAGUCAUCACAAAACUUUGAAUUGUUUGUUAAUGUUGUGUGUGCCAAAUUCUGUUUCUGUUGUGAGAUUCACAAAAUAGGAAGUUUUGUCAGAUUUCUUCCUUUGCGGUAGGACCAGUGUUUAUUUUCUGUCUUUCUCAGCUGAAAAGGUUACAAAUAUGUGUUUGUCACUGCUAUCACUGUAUAAGCACCUCAAGUUCGUAGAUACAAAUACUUCAUGAUUGCCAAUCGCAAUAUUUUUUAAUGAUGUUGUAAUUGUUGUUUUUAGAAUUGGAUUUGCCACUAACAGUCUUCAGUAUCUAUAUUGUUAUGAAUGAAUCCAAUUGUGUUAAAAUUAAGGCUUUAUUUAUCCAUAGGUGAACAACAAGCCAUAGAGAAACUAAUCAAGUGUUGGUCUUUCAAAAUGAAUAAAGACUUGUC